AAAAAAAAAAAAAAAAAGUCCCAUUCGCAGUUUGCCACAAACCAAAUAGGGGUCCCAUGAAACACAUGAAGAAGGAACUCUGGUCAGAUGAGAGCAAUAUUGAGCUUUGAAACCAACUGGCAGCAUCGUGGUGAGAAGACGCUUUUCCUCAGCAGAGUCAGGGAAGUGGGACAGAGUGAACUGGAAGACAGACUGAGCAAAACACAACACAAUCCUGUUAGAAACCUGGUGAGACUGGAGUGGAUGUCCUGCAGGACAACAUAACUAAAAUAUACAGCCAGAGAUAAAAUGGGAUGGCUCAGAUUAAAACAUGUUCAUGUGUUACAGCGGCCUGGUCCUGGUCCAGAUCCAAAGGAGAAUCUGUGGUGAGACUGAAAAAUAGAAAAAUAGAUGUUGAAAGAUGUUUUUCAUCCAGUUUUGCACAUAUUUUAGCCACUAUAUGUGUAAACCUGAUAUAGAGAUAACCCCCCCCUCCCCUCCAAAAAAAAAAACAUACACAUAUGUAUUCUUUAUUACCAGCCUUCAUAACAUGACCUGACCUUUUUAUUAUCAUGUAAGGUCAUGUGAUAAAUUGUUUGAGAAAUGCGAACGGCGACACUGCAAACUCAUAGACCGCGUUUAACACACUGACUGCCGCCACGGAAGCCUUUAAAGUACCUGAAUAUUGUGCAUUUGUCUUUUUCCGUGCGGAUGGGUUGUUAUCGCGAGGAACUGGGGAGGUAAAGCGAAGCGAGAGCGCUUUCCUACGUCGACGCUUCCAGAGUGGCACAGAAACGGGGACGUACAGAAUGCCGUCUCCGUGUCUUUAUCAUGGACUACAUUUAUGACUCGACCGACUGCAUUUUGCGCUUCUUAAUGAAAACUGUGUCCAGUCUCCUUUGCGCUGGCUUCUCCCACCGCACAUCUGUAACCGCUGGCAUCCCGUUUUCAGCACCUGGACAGCUCCCCGUCGAGCAGCUCUUGUUAUUAUUAUUAUUAUUAUUAUCAUCAUCCUCAUCAUCAUCAGGCACAUGGAGUCCCUGGUGUGAUUGUGGGGGAAGCCCUGCAAGCACAUUAUGCAUCUACUGAUCCGGUGAAAGCCUCGUCGUCUCCGCUAAAGGAUGGUGCUUCCAACCCAGAGGAGGUGUUCUCUAUCCUCUGAGAAGAAGCGAUACGUGUGCGCAGUCGACGCAGAUUUAAGCCUAAUCGCUGCCUACACACAGGAAGAUCCGAGCUUCAGUCACACCGAUCACCACCAUCAUCAUCAUCAUCAUCAUUACAAUAAUAAUAAUAAUAAUAAUAAUCGGUUAAGGAAGGGAUAUCACCAUCACUGCUGUGUGGUCAAUGGAGAAGGGACCAUGUAGAAUAUACUCAAGAGAUAUGGCCCUGACCAGAUCUCUGCAGUGGUGGAUUUAGCUCCUGGCUUCAUUUAAAGAAGACAUAUUAGCAGCAACAAGACAUGAGCAAUACCCAAGCUCCUCCCCAGGGUGGAGCCUCGGAUCUGGAGGUCAUCUCCCAGCAGGUGGAGGAGGACAACCAGUGCAUGGCUCCAGUCCAGCUGGUCAACUUCACCUACAGAGACUUGCCUUUGGCGGCCCUGGACAUAUCUCUGGCUGGAUCCCAGCUCAUCUCCAACCCUGACGAAGAGGACAACAGAGAUGGGUCCAACUGGCUGAAGCCUUGCUGUGGACGGCGGGCGGCACUGUGGCAGGUCUGCCUGCUGUCAGCAGGUUUCAACUGUUUCCUGGUGGCCUGUGUCAUCCUGGUGGUGCUGCUGCUGACAGUGGAGUUGCUCAUUGACAUCAAGCUACUGCAGUUUAAUAACGCACCCCAGUUUGCCAGCAUCAUCCACUGGAUCAGCCUGGCUAUCCUCUCUGUGUUCUUCACCGAGACGGUGUUCAGGAUUGUGGUGCUGGGGAUAUGGGAUUACAUUGAGAACAAAGUAGAGGUGUUUGAUGGAGCUGUCAUCGUUCUCUCUUUGGCCCCCAUGGUGGCCUCCACAGUGGCCAACGGCCCCAGCAGCCCCUGGGACGCCAUCGGCCUCAUUAUCUCGCUGCGCAUCUGGAGGGUUAAGAGAAUCAUUGACGCAUAUGUUCUGCAAGUGAAGGUGGAAACGGAGCUGGAGAUCCAGCAGUACGAAAAGGCCAAAGCAGUGCGGGAGGAGCAGCUUGAUCGGCUAACCCAGAUCUGCCAAGAACAAGCUUUUGAAAUCAGACAGCUGAGGGCCCACCUGGCCCAGCAGGAUCUGGACCUGGUAGCAGAGCGUGAAGCCGCCAUGCAGAUCCACCAUAUGUGGGGGAAACAGAGCAGCAGCUUCCAGGAGGUGGACGGGUUGGCAGCGGGGGCCUCUGACCAUCACAGACCAGCCAAAGUUAGGGAACCUCGGGGGGCUGCAGAUCAUCAUGGUCAGGAUGACAUGAAUAACUACAUCAGCCAGUACUACAGCGAGCCAAGCAGCGACAUGGGGAUCCCAGACCCAGCCCGUGUCAUCACCACGGCAGCGAUAGAUGUCCAUCUGCCCAACAACCCCAGCCAGCUUCCCUCUACCUUAGUGAGUGCCGACGCGGCGCCGUCCAGCCGACUGCAGCGCACCAGCAGCUCUGUGAGCGAGGCGUCCACCACCGCCGUGUCCCGCAGCAGCUUCAGCGCCCGUCAGCACAGCAUCAGCAGCCACACGCUGGGCUCCAGCAUGGACUGCAGCUCCACGGUGCGCGAGGCCUCCACCUCCACGGACUACAGUGACCAGCGCUGCUACCCGCCACCGUACAGCAGCCCGCUGGCCCUGGGCCCCCAGCCGCGGGGGAGCCCCAGCGCCGUGGUGCAGGAGCUGCUCUACUCGCUUUCUGAGGACUCCUGUCUCACUCAGAAGGGCUUGGAUCCCGUUAAUCUGAAACCGCCCAGUCCGACCGGUUCCACCAAAACCAGCCCAGAGCUGGAGCGCAGACUGAACAUUUAUAACAAGAGGAACCAAGAGAGCCGGAUCGGGCUUCACAGCAAGCCUGUUAUCCACCUGGAGGGUAACGAGCCUCUGAUCGAGGAGAAGUACAGGAUGAUGGGAUCAGUGGAGACUUCAGUCAACCGCCUGUCAGAAGCGUAGGAACUUCACAGACCAGCUAUCGAGGCGUACUCGUCUGAUCAAAUGCAAAAAAAAAAAAAAGAAAAACCUCAAUUACCCUGACAAGUCACUGGCACAUGAACUCUGCCUUUAAUCCUCUUUAUAUUGCUGGGACGUAAGAGGAUGAACUCACCACAGGGGGCACUGAUAAAAUAUAGACAGAUUAUUCAUCAGGCUACACUUUUCAGGAAUUGACAAUUUCUUACUUUUCCUAACACAAACCAGCAGCGUGAACAAGGUCUGGCAUUACAAACAAACAAAAAAAAAAAAACAGCCUGUGCAAACAAGUUUGCUUUUCAUAUGUUUUCUUUUUUUUUUUUUUAGAAUAUGAAGAGGGGAAGAUGAUGGUGCUGAGGGCUUAACGUUAUUGUUCUUACACUUUAGAGCUCUCCAAAUCUCGUCUCAUUACAUCACCUGGAAACAGGCAGCAGUGUCUAAGUCAGAAUCUCCAAAUUCAUUAACAGUCCUUCUCGAUGGACUCCUGCAGGGCAAAAAAUCAUCUCAACUUCUAUUCUUUGACUUUCUACAUUUUCAUCUACAGUCAGAGUUAAAGGAAUUUUAUCUUUGGACUUUUAAAAUGUCAGAUGAUUUGUAAUUACUCCAGGUGUCAUGACUGGAAACUGUCCGACCCCAGUUUAAUAAGAUUAUUCAAGAUUUUGCCAAACCACAUUAAGGUAUUUAAAACCCUUCAGGUUUCAUGUAAGCUUAAAUAAAUUUUGUUUGUUUUACAUACUUUUGUGUAAAUAUUCACAAAUGAGUAUGACUGUCUCACAAAACAGCAAGAAAUAUGAGAAGUUUAAAUAAAGUGCAAAAAGAAAAAAAAAUGAUAGCAUGAACCUUUAGGAUUUGUGACCACAUUGGAAACUUUUUAAACGUUUCUCUGAUCAAGGUAAAGCAAUGCUGCAACUUAAUAAAAAGCAAAAAAAAAGGGCAAAUUCAUAGAUGUUUUGAGCUGUGUGUUUAAUACACUGCUUUUCAAAAAGCAUCUUUUUACUUGCUGUACAUUUCCUUUGAGACAUCUUGCACGUAAAAUUCAGACAUCCCAAAGUACCGUCCCAAGACUUUAAAUACAAUUUACAUGUACUACAGAAAGCAAAAAGAUAAAAGCAGAGGUUAUCCAUUAACCAUCUGAUACCUGCAAUCUACGUCAAAAACUGGAAUUUAAAAGAAUGACGAGAUUUUGUAGAACAACAUACAGAUUCAACGUGUUAGGGCAGUGACUGUUUCCUAUGGUUGCUCUCCUAUUUAUUCCAUCUGCGCGACGAAGCGCUGGUUCGAUUUCCCCUCACUUGCUCAGAGCUUCCGUCAUCUCAGGAACAGCCUU
Molecule: messenger RNA, 4418 nt
Organism: Poecilia reticulata (guppy)
Lineage: Eukaryota; Metazoa; Chordata; Actinopteri; Cyprinodontiformes; Poeciliidae
Gene: tmem266
Product: transmembrane protein 266
Cellular component (GO): dendrite; plasma membrane
Molecular function (GO): voltage-gated channel activity
Source: RefSeq, a predicted model, not a curated record